UCAGGAUCUUUCUAAAUAUUCAGUCUUCAGAAACUAUUUGAAGUACAAAACCUGAAGUCCUAAAGAGUGUGAUACAAUUGUCUUUGAAAGGUAUCUUUAGCAGUCAUUAUAACACAGUUUUGUAUUACUGGAGCAUGCAUCAGUUUCAGAUAUGCCCUGUUCUCAUAGUUGCUAUGAUAUGCCUGACACUUUGUCAUUCAGUCAUGAUGGAGACAUUGCCCCUAUGCAUAGGGAUUCAAGGAAUGCAAGAAUCACAGGGAUCUCCUGGAAAAGUGGGACAGAAAGAAGCCAAAGAAGAUUCAGGUGCACCUUUUGACAUGAGUCGUGUACUUGCCUUGGAGAAACAACUUGCAGCCUUACAGCAAAGCUUGACUUUCUAUACGAAUGUUUUGCAGUUUCUAGGUAGUAUCUGCAAAGAUGGAAACAAAACAUUCAUCACUGCAGGAAAGACCGCUAACUUUUCAAGUGCCAAGUCAGAAUGUUCUCUUGCUGGUUAUCAACUGAGUGCUCCAAAGACAGAAGCUGAAAAUAUGGUUAUGCAAAGAAUUGUGAAAAAGUAUGACAAAGAUGCAUGGCUUGCAAUUUCAGAUGAAAAAAUGGAAGGCACGUUUGUAUAUCUAGAUGACAAACCAAUAAGUUAUUCAAACUGGAAUCCAGGUGAACCAAAUGGUGAACAUCAGGCUGAAGAUUGUGUGGUAAUGCAAACUACAGGAAAGUGGAAUGACUCUAUAUGCACAGAGAAAGGUCUUGUUAUCUGUGAGACUUAAAGCUAUACCUAUCACUGGAGCAAUAUUAUUGAUUCUUCAUUAAAAAUGGAAAUCAGGUCAUGACUUUUUAAUGCUAUGCUUUCCAGUGUAAAUGAAUCUCUGUAGUGUAAUGUGUUUUAAAUGAAUCCAAGGAUACUCAGUAACAUAUCUGCCUAUUUGUAAGGGUUACUGCCAUAAAUUUAUAUGAUUUAAGAAACUUUAUUUCCAUUCUUUCCCCCUUCUGCAGUCUUUUAGCGUGUACAUCUAGUUUAUUUCUGAUGUAAAUUAUUGCAUGUUAUAUAUAAUGCUGAAAUGUUUGUUAAAAUUAUGAACAGCAAUGGAAGAUUUGAAAUAAAUGGGCAUUUAAGAAAUACUGAAAAUUUAAACCUCUGACUGAAGCAAAAGUGGCAAUAGCUGCACUUCUCAGACUGGUUGUAUUCAUAGUCCUGCACUUCACUUACUCCCAAGGACAAUUCACAAAGACCACCACUACAUCUACAUGCGAAGUGA
This is a messenger RNA of Protopterus annectens (West African lungfish), 1256 nucleotides long. Its product is annotated as pulmonary surfactant-associated protein D-like. The transcript has 4 exons. The record is from RefSeq and is a predicted model, not a curated record. NCBI's taxonomy places the organism in Eukaryota, Metazoa, Chordata, Ceratodontiformes, Protopteridae. Bases 135 to 767 code for a protein of 210 amino acids.